Molecule: messenger RNA, 1285 nt
Organism: Brassica napus (rape)
Lineage: Eukaryota; Viridiplantae; Streptophyta; Magnoliopsida; Brassicales; Brassicaceae
Product: E3 ubiquitin-protein ligase AIRP2
Exons: 5
Coding region: 273-1073 (266 amino acids)
Biological process (GO): protein ubiquitination
Molecular function (GO): ubiquitin protein ligase activity
Source: RefSeq, a predicted model, not a curated record
ACAUGAUUAUUUAUUUAAACAAAGCAGAACAACUAACCGUGAACAAAAGAAUCAAAAAGGCAAAAGCAAAGAGAGAGAGAAGAAGUGGAGACUUGUGUCCUUGCGGUGUUUAGCUUCUUGCUUUGGCCUUUUGUCCUUUAGGUUCUUACCUUUUUCCGAUCAUUCAGACCAAUCUCUCGCCUUUUUGGCAUCUUCGUCUUUCUUAUAUAUAUCUCUGUUGGGAUUCUACAAUCAAUUCCUCUGUUGGGAUUCACAAACACAGAGAGAGAGAGAUGUAUAAUCAGAUGGCUAUAUCUUCUUCAUCUUCUUCAUCAUCAUCUUCUCCUUCUUCGUACUAUGAAUCGUUGAAGAUUUUGGAAGCUGAUGUCCAACACGCAAACACUUUGGCAGAAGCAAUUCCAAUGGGGAAGAACAAUGUGAGGCUUCAGAUGAAACUGGUUCAUAGCAACUUUGCUUCAUUGUUACUCUUCUUGCUUCGGUGGAUGGAUCUUUCUUGCUCAUGUCUACUUCCUCGUUACUUUAAUCUCUUUCAUGUUCUUGUCUACAAGGUUCAUUCUGAUGGACAGCCUAAGCUCACUACGCACGGGAGGAAAGCAACUAUCAGUGAGUUCUAUGGUGUGAUACUACCAUCACUUCAGCUAUUACACAGCAACUUAGACGAGCUGGCAAACGCAGACCUCGGGUUUGACCUUAAAAGACUCAGCAAGAAGAUAACAAAAGAGGCUCGCAGCAGUAGUAGAUUCAGCAAUGCCGCGUUUGAUCGUGAGGAAGAAUGUGGAAUCUGUUUAGAAACUUGCACCAAAAUGGUUUUGCCUAAUUGCUGCCACUCCAUGUGCAUCAAAUGCUACCGCAACUGGAACUUGAAGUCUCAGUCAUGCCCGUUCUGCCGGGGGAGCAUGAAGAGAGUGAACUCAGAGGAUUUGUGGGUGCUUGCUGGUGACAACGACGUGGUGGAUACAAGGACGGCUUCAAGGGAAGAUUUGUUCAGAUUCUAUCUCUACAUCAAUAGCCUUCCCAAGGAUUACCCUGAAGCUCUCUUCUUGGUUUACUAUGAGUACUCAAAUCUGAUUUAGAAUCUGGACAAACAAGACUAUGUACAGAUUUUUAGAAGGUAAAAAAAAUGUAUUGUAUAGAAUGUAAAACUGUGUGUUUGGCUUUGGGAUGGUUUGAUGCAACAUGCCAAAGCCCCUCAGCUUUUACAUCCUUUAUUUAAAAUUAAAUAACUGUGAAAUGCUACCAAAUAAAGCUUGAAUAAGAGCAAAUAAUAAAGAUCUCUUUUACAACA